Messenger RNA from Ectocarpus siliculosus, 2104 nucleotides. NCBI's taxonomy places the organism in Eukaryota, Phaeophyceae, Ectocarpales, Ectocarpaceae. The record is from the annotation of a GenBank genome assembly.
AAGACAGUCGGAGUCAUAGGUUUAUUCUACUCCGGGCUUGUCUUCUUGCGCUCUCGUGCACAACGCAGUCAUGUUCCGAGUACGGAUGGGUGUUGAUGUGUGCCUAGGGGCUAAUGUACUUGAGUUUUGGGUUCAGACAGAGAUGCUCUGUGAUGGAUGGAUGUGAUGAUUUUGUCAAACCUUUGUUCCUUGUCUUGAUGGCCGGUUUUAUGUGAUGGGUAUAAAACAGGCGUAUGUUGUAAACAACCAAUAUUAUUGGGAAUAGCGUUUUUAACAUGCUGUUUGUGUCUCACGAUAUCCAUACUCUGCACGUCCGCUCAUACCCUUACCAGAAAUAGUCUCGUAAACGUUUUGAAAGAGUCUCGUAUACAUAAUAAUAUGGCGUGAACGCAUCUGCUGUAAGUGCCGCACAAUGGUAACCUCUUUAGGGCGACAGCCACGGAAAUAAAACUGUAUGUUUUGUUGCAGAGCGCCAGGCACCAUUACCGUCCACCGUCUUGUUUGCAGAUCAGUAAGGUCAACUUUCCAAGGACUGAUACACAUUUCCUUCUUCCCCUCGCUGCCUCGCCUCCCGGCCCCCCAACCCCGGCAGAGCACAAGUGGUCGCGUCAUGAAGUCUACGAGACCUAUAUCAGCGCCAAGGGGGCUGCAUGGCCUCAUGCUGGCGCUGUGUACUCUGGCAAGCCAGCCGUGUGGGGCGUUUGUUUCCUUUCCUGUGCCCUGCAAGUCAGUUGGUCGCGGUGCGCAUGGAGCUGGUGUUGGGCUUCACGCUGGCGCCGUGGAUGUAUUGGGCGAGGGUGCGGCGCUCGCUAAGUUCAAGAGACUGCAGACCCAGAGCGAUAUCCGGGGGGUUUCCAUGGAAGGGGUGCCCAAGGACAAGGUUGAUCUUUCGACCGAGGAGGCGUACUGCAUAGGGGUGGGCUUCAGGUUGUGGCUCCGAAGAAAAGUCGACAGCAUCGACGACCCACUCCGAGUCAGCGUGGGCAGAGAUCCUCGGCUGAGUGGAGAACAGUUAUCCCAGGCCAUCAUUGGAGGGAUGACCUCGCAAGAAGGUGGCUGCAUUGUCGCGGACUGUGGGCUUUGCACCACUCCAGCAAUGUUCAUGUCAUGCGUGACCGAGGGCCACAUGUACGAUGGGGCCAUCAUGAUCACGGCAAGCCACCUGCCCAGCCAUCGCAACGGGUUCAAAUUCUUUACCAAGUCUGGGGGAUUGAAUAAUCAAGACAUUGCCGAGACGGAGUUCCUACCGGUGUACCAGCAGCAACUCAAAGACAUGAUCAUCGAUCAAGUCGAUAUGAAGGGGCCGGCCCGUGACAGACCGCUAGAGGGUCUAAAGGUGGUCGUCAACGCUGGCAACGGGAACGGCGGGUUCCUCGCCGAAACCUUGAGCGAGCUGGGUGCAGACACUGGAGGGAGCGUUCACCUGGAGCCAGACGGUACAUUCCCGAAUCACCUCGCAAACCCCGAGCUCCCACAGGCUAUGGUACCGACUAUCGAGGCUGUCCAAAGCGUUGGAGCUGAUCUGGGCGUCGUUCUGGACACGGAUGUAGACCGGUCAGGGGUGGUGGACAGGAGCGGGGAAGCCAUUAAUCGAAACCGGCUGAUCGCAUUUUUGGCGACGGUAGUGCUACGUGACAGCCCGGGCACAACGAUCGUCACGGACUCAACCACCUCCAAUGGGCUCAAGAAAUUCAUCGAGGCGCGUGGGGGGGUGCACUUGCGGUUCAAGAAGGGUUACAAAAACGUGAUCGACAAGGCCAUAGAGCUCAACGAACAGGGAACAGAUUGCCAACUUGCGAUCGAAACAUCGGGGCACGCUGCGUUCAAAGAAAACCAUAUGCUUGACGAUGGGGCCUACCUGGCACUCAAGGUGCUAGUGGAGAUGGCGAGGCAGGGCAAGGGCGUGGAUCUUAGCGGAUCUAUUAAAGAUUUGGCAGAGGUGAAACGGGUUUGGAACGGUCGACGUAGUGCAUGUGCCUGUUGCUGCCAACGGCAACCCGACACAGCACAUGUGGAGCGUGUCAUUCGGUUAUCUUGUUUGGAUAGGAAAGUAUUAGAAGGAGAGCGGGUAGAGUGUUUUCUUGUUGUUCUUGCACAAGGAUGA